UUCAAAGCAUUGCCGGAGUUGUCAGGCGCAGUGACUUUCGAAGUACCACUUUUGAAUAUCAAAAUUUUGGAACACCAGCUCCCUUGCCCGAGUACAGUCCUGCCCAUUCCUGCAGCUCCAGCGCCACAUCGAUGAUCUAAAUUGAACCGAGUACGCCUUUCCCCAAGUAGCAGUGGCCUUAUCCCUGUUCCGGAUCUCGUCCUAGACAAAACCCAAACCCAAGCUAAAAGACACUCCCACAUCAGCUGGCGGUUGGUAUGUAUGUGUGUGUAUGCGGUUCGGUUGGCCAACCGCAAAAUUCUUGGCAAACAAAAUAAAGAAAACUAACUUGGGCAAAAGCAAGGCAAAGCAAAGCAAAGCAGAGCCAAGCGGCAACGGAAAUUGUUAACCUUUGGGGAUAUCAAACAUUUACGAUUGCGUGGCAGCGGCAGCGGCAGCGGCAGCAACAUUUAAGUUUUUAUCAGCACAAAAAUAAAGUUUUGGUUUACGGAUUGUGUUCCUGUCCGCCGACGCCUCUUUUAUCAUCCCACACUUUUUGGCCAGAGGCAGCUACAAGUGCCCAGGAGCCGAGGAAGGAGCAAAAUUCAGGAGCAGUAGCAGAAGCAGAAGUAGGAGCAGGAGCAGGAGUUGGAGCAGGAGCUGGAUCAGGGGCUGAAGGCUCGUCCCUGUUGAAUCCGGGGCACGCAGAACUUUUAUCCUUUUCAAUUUCGUUUUUCUUCGCCGAGUACUUUUGAGGGAUUUAAAUUUGUGUUUGCUGCCGAGCCAACAGCGAAACAACAGCCGUGGGAGCGGCGGCAUCGAGUUGCUGGCGACCAGCCAUCAUGAAGGAGAAGAAGAAAAGCCGCAGAGAUCCAACCACAACACUUGAGCAACCUGAAACAUCGGGGGUUGUCAACACGGAGGGUGUCCAGCAGAACGUGGAUGUCCAAUCCUCCGGGGAAGAUGAUCACGCUGCACCAUUUAUCCUGGUAGACUGUGCGCAAUAUACAGUUCGUUCGGAUUUGGAAGCAAUCCUUAGCCAAAUAGAAAAGGAACGGAUGGAAAAGGUUCAGGCAGAUAUAGAGAAUAACUAUUUUCCCAUGCUGGACGAUAUGGAACCACCUGCAGAAUUAGAUAUGCCCAUUAACCUAAGCUCCCAGGCACUGGCCAAACUGAAAGAUGCAGAGAAUGAGCGCCGCUUCAAGGAGGAUCUGGAGAGUCUUAGGAUUGCAGCAGUGGAGGGGGAGCAGCUAGAUACUUCCAUUAGCCUUAGCAACACCACUAAGCCCCAGUUCAAGUCCCUGUCCGACAUGACAAUAGAAGACGGCCAGCUAUUGCUUCGGACCAUGGCAAGUAUGGGACAGAUGCGCUGCAAGUUGGAGCAGCUCAAAAAUGUGCACGAGAAAACUGGGUCAUCAGAAUCGGCUCCACAGGUAAAAGGCACAACCUUGAUUCCCCCGCCAGGCCUGCGUCGGCAGGGCACCUUCGAAAUCAAACGUAAAAAGGACCAACAGUUGGGUCAUCCUGAGGUUUCCACCAACCCAUCAGUUGGCCAAAAGGAAAAUGUACCAUCAGCUUGCCAGGGAGGAAAAUGCGAGAAAGUUGUUUCAGAGGCCGACAAGAUUUUCAGCCAGAUUGGCGAUCUGCUCGUCAGACUGCAACUCCAACACGAGGGCAGCCAAGUCCUGGACAAGGGAUCCUCUUACGCCUACAUGGUGACCAUAAAGCCAGAUGGAGGAUCCUCCAAUUGCUCAGUUUAUGCAAUUACAAAACUCAAAUCCCAGGAAGUGAAGGAGGCGCAUGUCGAGAAUCUAAAAAGUUCACACACUCCAUUGAUCAACAUUUCAUCCCCUGGUGAUGGAGUACCAAAGGAGGCUUCUCAGCUGUCCACUAACACACAAUAUAUCGAUGGAAGCUCCAUUGGGCCGAUGCCCCUUCACGAAUCGCCAGCCUCCAGGAUCAAACCACCUAUUUUGCGCAAGAUAUCCUGUUCCUAUCUAAGGGCACCUAACCCAGUCAGAUAUUGCCAUGGCAGGAAGAAAAACUAGGUUGGUUAUCGAUUACCAAUAUUUGUUUAGAAGCCAUUUAGUUUCUAACAAAAACAUAGUUAAAAAAUGAGUUAAGAACAGCCUUACAUUGGAAUGGGGGAUUAAUGUUGGAACUUGAAUGGCUAUUUCAGGCCAUAAUAUAUCAGUUGCCAUAAUCUAGAAAACGGUAAUAACUCUACUAAUGCAGAGAAAAAUGAUUUAAGGAAUUGAAAUACUCUGUGAUAUAAAACAAUUAUAUUUUUAUAAAUCAUUAAUUAAAAUGUAACCUACAUUUUGGUUAUUAUUAA
Messenger RNA from Drosophila santomea, 2314 nucleotides. RefSeq lists its product as uncharacterized. The transcript has 2 exons. Bases 822 to 2027 code for a protein of 401 amino acids. The record is from RefSeq and is a predicted model, not a curated record. NCBI's taxonomy places the organism in Eukaryota, Metazoa, Arthropoda, Insecta, Diptera, Drosophilidae.